AUGCAAAGUUCACUCACGCUCAAGCAAGACUUCGGGCUUCGUCCAAGUGUUCCACGCCUCGUGAAAGCUGGAUUUACUUACGCCUGCCCACGCACCUUCAUCGGGGACAGCCGAGACCCAGCAAAGGAGGAUACAGAGAAAGACAAGAAGACGUGCAUACCGAAUGUCUAUACCACCUCUGCAUGCCUUCAGGCUGAAGACAGCGAAGAGUCCUCAUCCGCCGCUACUGGUAGACUCGGCAGCCAGCAGAACUCGGCCAAGGCCAACCCACCGAAGCGCGGAAAGUGGGCCGGCAAGGCGGACUUCGUUUUCAGCUGCAUCAGCUACGCCGUGGGAUUGGGCAACGUUUGGCGAUUCCCGUACCUCUGCUUUGAGAACGGAGGCGGUGCAUUCCUUGUCCCGUACUUUAUCUGCCUCAUCACAACGGCGGUUCCUUUGUUCUACUUGGAAGUGGCCAUGGGACAGUACCUGAGUAAGGGUGGUAUAGGCAUCUGGUCCGUAGCCCCAAUGUUCAAAGGCAUAGGCAUCGCGUCAUUUGUGAUGCUUGCGCUGUCUAACAUCUACUACAUGGUGGUCGUGGCUUGGAUCCUCUUCUAUCUGCUCUCAUCCUUCGCCACAGUGCUUCCCUGGAAGCACUGCGGCAACCACUGGAACACCGAUAGGUGUUGGGAGCACAACGAAACGCACCCAACACCGCCGCACAACAGAUCCGUCACGCCCAUCGUAGAGUACUGGGAGAAUCGAGUGCUCGGCAUCACGUCCGGACUGCACGAUAUUGGGGCCAUGCGUUUGGAGCUGGCCUUCUACUUAUUGAUCUCUUGGGUCGCGGUGUACUUCGUCAUCUGGAAGGGUCUUCACAAGAGCGGCAAGAUAGUCUGGGUGCUGGCGGUGUUCCCAUACGUGUGCCUCUUCAUUCUUCUCGUGAGAGGCAUCACACUCAGUGGAUCGUCCGACGGUCUCUUAUACUACGUUACACCCAAUUGGAGUCAGUUACUAAAGCCGAAGGUAUGGAUUGCUGCUGGAACUCAGGUGUUCUACAGCUACGGAGUUGGCUUCGGUUCUCUCGUGACACUCGGUAGCUACAAUCAAUUUCACCAGAACUUUAUAAGAGAUUCGGCGAUAGUCUGCAUCGUCAACCCUAUGACGAGCCUUCUCUCGGGUACAGUUAUAUUUACUGUGCUUGGUCACAUGGCUUCUGUAGCUGGAAAGUCAGUAGGCGACGUCGUGAAAUCGGGACCAGGCCUGGCCUUCCUCGUAUACCCCGAGGUCGUCACUCGAAUGCCGGGUUCGAUGCUGUGGUCCUUGCUUUUCUUCGUCAUGCUGCUCCUCCUCGGAAUAAACAGCCAGUUCUGCACAUCCGAAGGAGUAGUCGCCGGCCUAAUCGACCAAUGGCCAUCCCUGAUGACCCGGCGCAAGCUCGUUACUUUCUUUUUGGUCGUGACUCAGUUUCUCUUAGGUCUCCCUAUGACGACUCAGGGUGGAAUGUAUCUGUUUCAAUUAAUGGACAACUACGCUAUCAGCGGCAUCACACUAUUGUUCGUAGUGUUCGCUCAGGCAACUGCUCUUUCUUGGGUAUAUGGAACGAGGAACAUCUCAGAUAACAUCCAGGAAAUGAUCGGCCGACGUCCAGGCCUCCUGUUCCGACUGGGCUGGACGGUGUUCGCGCCGGUCAUGUGUGUGGCUAUAUUCCUGUUCUCGGUGAUCAAGUACCAACCGCUGGUGUACGCCAAGACGUACACGUACCCGUGGUGGGGCGAGAUGUUGGGCUGGUUCAUGGCCCUCGCUUCCAUGGUCAUGAUUCCUGCAUACAUGAUCUACUUCCUGCUCACCACCCCAGGCUCGCUCCAACAGCGAAUCCGAGCGGGUUUGUCUCCACAGCUUGUGCAACGUGACCAGAAGGAGGCAGAGGAGUACCCGUUGAGGUUGUUCAGUGAGGUGAAUGUGGAAAAGGCCGUGUUCUUCACUGCAAACAGUGCCGGUGCUAUGAACUCGAAGACGUUCGUGCUGGAAAAGCCCUUGUUAGGCGGCAGUGGCGCCUCGAAAGGCGUCAAGGUAGACAAGCUCGCCUUGGACGUCAAGAAAAUCAAAAGCGAAUGUGCUGCAACAGCUGAAGAUGUACUUGCUGAAAAGUUAAGCUUUUUGUCACCAAAGCAGCAGCUCGCUGUCAGGCAGUGCUUCGAGGCAUCAAGAAGGAAGAGUCCGCGGGGCAUGAAGUACGACAAAGAAUGGAUCCUCGAAUGCAUCUUGCUCAAAAUGAGAAGCCCAAAGCUGUAUCAAUAUAUGCGGAGGCAGAACAUUUUGGUGCUCCCAAGUGAAACAACCCUGCGUAAAUACACUGCUCAGUACAGAAGCGGCUACGGGUUCAAUGAGAAAAUGCUGAGUGUGUUGGAAAAGAAGGUUGCCCACCUGGAUGUGUUCCACCGACAUGGUGGAAUAGUCGUGGAUGAAAUGAAGCUAGCUGAACAUUUGUCAGUGACCACAGGAGCGAAGAUUGAAGGUUUUGUGGACCUGGGCCCGUACACACCCGGAAAAAAGAAAAAACAUUGCCAUGCAAUCAUGGCCUCGUAG
Dermacentor albipictus is the source of this 2568-nucleotide messenger RNA. RefSeq names its product sodium- and chloride-dependent GABA transporter 1-like. The record is from RefSeq and is a predicted model, not a curated record. Gene Ontology annotation, molecular function: gamma-aminobutyric acid:sodium:chloride symporter activity. NCBI's taxonomy places the organism in Eukaryota, Metazoa, Arthropoda, Arachnida, Ixodida, Ixodidae. Gene Ontology annotation, cellular component: plasma membrane; neuron projection. Gene Ontology annotation, biological process: sodium ion transmembrane transport.